UAGGCAUGAGUACAAAAUGGUCAAUACAAUAGCUAAGUCCUCUCAGGAUACAGAGCUGGAGAGUACCAAUAGUCUUCAAGCUGGACAUGUCAACAGUACCCUAGUUAAGUCUAUAUUACCUCAAGAGCAGACAAGCUCUCCAAAUGACACUGCACAUCUUUGUUGGCACUCAGGGAUCUGUAAUGGGAGAGUCACCAAGGUCACUUUCUCAACCUUAAACACUGAACCUAAGUCAACUUGGUGUUGGUUGGACAAAUGUCUUCCCUUUCCAAUAGAACAAAAGGAGAAAUCAUUUUCAGUUUAUGCUUCUCUGAACUAUAAUUCCAUUAAAGAUAGGAAGCCAGUUCAGGCUCCAAUUCCUUGUUCCAGAAGUGUUGAAAAGUACCAGACAACAUCUGCUGGGCAACUUCUGAUGUCCCCUAUUCUUUGGAAGUCACUAAAACAAAAGGACUGUUCCGAAGAAAUACAACAAUUGGAUGCAAGCAAGUUUCAACAAUCAGCCAAGAGAUCAAGCAGGAUGGGAGCGCGAACAAAAUCAAGGCACAUGAAGAGGAAUAAAGACAGCUGCCGAGAACAUCCCCACAGCAAAGUUUCGCACCGCAUGACACACAGGGGCUUGUGCCAAAACCAGAGGAAGAAGAAGACCUGUCCUACUUCAAGUCUUACGUCAGAAUAUAUUUUACAGAGGACCAUGACAUCUUCCUUCAGAGAUCAUACAGACAAUAUACUUAUAUUACAUCCUACUGCACUUCAACCUGGAGACAAGAAAGAAGAGGGUGAUUGUGGACAAGAGAUGGACAGUCAUAUACAUGAAGGUACAUCUACAAAAAUAGCCUCAGCACCAUUGUUUGCUCCUAAACCCCAGAUCACUGCUGGAGAAAAUUCCAAGUUACAACUCCCUGAAGUGUUUUCCAGUCUAAAAUUCCCCCAAACAACAUCCUUAAGCUGGCAGAAGUCAUGUAAUCUUCCCACUAGCAAAGAGGAAACAACAUCUGACCAGUUAACAUCUGAAUUUAAACGGGUUCACCUACAACAAGAUCUAGUUGAUGGUCCCCCUCAAAAGCAUGGGAGAAGAAUACUGCAUAGGUCCAAAACCAUAGGACAUAGUAUGGGGGAGGAAACCAUAGGACCAAAUAACAAUCUUGCAUUACAUAACAGCAGUUUGCCCCUUUUGACAAAUGUUGACCUGCAGUGUAGAGUUCACACAGAUUCCUUAAAUAUUGUAUGCAGUCCAUCUCUACAAAACACCAGGAAAUCUGUAAUUGGUGGAUGUAGACCUUCAGAUCACAAUUCAGAUUCUGGGAAGGCUAUAGAAUCUCGAGAAUUAUCAAUGGCCAUGAAUGUUCCUUCACAGAAUGAUUGUCGUGCUUCAAAACCUGAGGAGAAAAGUCUUAAAUUUCAGAAGAAAGUUAACCUUGAGGUUAUGAGAAAGCAAACCCAUGUGGAAUAUAGUGAUACCAGCAGUGAUGAUGAAGAUCGACUGUACAUAGAAAUCGAAAGAGAGUGAUUUGGAAUAAUAACAUCAUAUACCCAUGAUCUUAAUAUCUGCCAAAAGACAAUUCCUCUUCUGUGGAAUCGGAAAGUAAUUUUUGUGGAUUUCUUUCAUUUUACUACUCGUUUAUAUUGACUAAUGAAUAGCAAGAUAUAAUAAGGUUCUUUUUCAUCUUUACCGGGUUAUUUACUUUUUUUUCAUUACCCUAAACCAUUAUUUGAGGCUGCGUACUGCCAAGGACAUGCUUUCCUUGUAGAUAUUAAUUUAAAGAGUACUAGCUACCUAAACAAUGGGCAUCUUUCAGUAGAAAAUCUGAGCUGAACUUUUAAAAGGGUCGUGGAAAGCUGACUGCAAAAUUUCACCAAGACAGGGAUAGGAUAUCAUUGCUGGGCUUGCAUGUGGAGGAUAAAACAGUCUCUAAAAGGUUAAGUGAUGUGAUAGCACAUAAACCCCUUCUUAUCAUAAGGGUGUGUUAUAAAUUGGAUUUUUAUACAGGAAUCCCUCCCCCCCUUUAUAUAAACCGGUUGUGGGUAACAACAUUUUUUACUGCCCUCAUUAUCACCACCAGCAGUGAUGGCUGGUGCUCAAUAUUUUGUGAGGGGGGGCAAACCCACACCCCCUCCUGCAGAUGGGAAGGUGGCGAUGAGAGGCCUCCCUACCUUAGGAGGUAGAUGAUAAGGAUCCGGGGUAAAAUCCUAUUAAAAUCCAUGCGUCCGGCGCCCUGCAUGUAGAUUAGGAGCCGGGCUCAUGGAUUACAGGGACGGUACCAUGCACCCUUUAUGGACGGGCCGCCACUGACCACCAGCACUAGGUUUACUACUACUACUUGUUUAGAUUAAACCAUGGCAGCCAUAGAAUGCAGAGGGCCCCUGUGUGAAUGAACAGUUUGGGCCUCUUUUUGACAUUUAUCAUUUAUUCCAUGUAACAAAUUGCAUUCUUCCUGCAUGCUAACAUACCAGCUAACAUACCAGAUAUGGCGAAAAAGUUAUUUGGUACCUACAGGAAGUCACAUGGCACCUGCAAGUGUAAGUUCCUAUUUUGCCACCUUUUAGCCUCUUACUAUUCAUUCCAGCCACAUCUUCCCCAGUUUCACCAGAAAUAUUGACAUUGCUUUCAGUAACAAAAAUUGAUCUAGGUUGUGUGUUCUUCCAUUGCAAUGACAGGUCCUCUUCAGCUGAAUGCAUCUGGUCAGUGAUGUGACUUUACUUGCUCUCCCUUGUAUGGAUGGGAUUCUAGUGAAUUAUUUACUGGUCAUUCCAGCUACUGUCAAAGGUGGGUGCAUAAAGCAUGGAGUAGUCAGGUUCAGGAAAUUGCACAAAAUAGACACCAUUUAAAUAAAGAAAUAAAAGCUUAGAGGCAAUUUACAGUUCAUUAUAGGUUAAUGUUAUCAAAUUUUUUUGACGAAUUGUAUUAUCCUAAUUAACUUAGGAGUGGUUAUAGAUAGUAGGUUCAGAACGCUAAGUUUUAUUUUGUGAUUUCGUUGUUUUUGAUGUAUAAUUGUAACAAAUUCCAGCUUUUUAUCCGAAUGUUUACAGUACUGUUCUCUGCCAUUUUAUAUAUUAUUAUAUUUUUUGUGGUACUAUAUUGAUUCCAGGUGUCAUUGGCAUUGACACACAUCUUGCAGCAUAAGCAUUGAAUGUUUUAAUGUUAUUGUGUUUUUUAAAGCUUUAAACCUGUAAGAGGUAAUGUGCAUUUUUUUUGUGUUUUCUUUUUGCCUUCCCCACUUGAUGCUUUUUGACAAUCAAUAUAGUUUUAUAUCUAUAUAAUGUAUAAUAUUUACUUACUGCUUGUAUUUUACAUAAAACUGACAUGCAAAGGAUUUCAGGAAUUUCCAUUUUGGAGCUGUUAUUUUCUAGUUUGACAUUAGUAGUAAAAAAUAAAAAAAUAAAAAAACAAACAAAUUAAAUUUAACCCUGGGCAAUUUGAACUGGAUAUAUAAUAAAAAAUAAUGCAUAAGUAGAGAUUGUUGUCACAAAAAAGAAUUAUAUAUAUAUAUAUACUGUAUA
Messenger RNA from Rana temporaria (common frog), 3498 nucleotides. RefSeq names its product zinc finger protein 831 (gene ZNF831). Bases 17 to 1507 code for a protein of 496 amino acids. NCBI's taxonomy places the organism in Eukaryota, Metazoa, Chordata, Amphibia, Anura, Ranidae. The transcript is spliced from 5 exons. The record is from RefSeq and is a predicted model, not a curated record.